AUGGAGGAAGUUGUGGAGGAAAAAGAAGUUAAGCCUUUGACCGCCGAGCAAUUGGAGUUGUACGAGUCGCAGUCCGAGUCCGAGUCCGAGUCCAAAUCCGGCGACAGCGUAGACGAAGAAGAGGAGGAUGCCGACGAGGAUGACGACGCGGAUGAGGGCGAAGAGGACGACGAUGACGAAGAAGAGGACGACGACGUCGAAGAAGAGGACGACGACGUCAACCCACAUCAGACAGCCCUUGGGCGCUCAGGCUGGCAGGAAUCCACCGGCCUGGAGCUCGGGCCUGCUCGGGCUCGCUCGCCAGCCAACGCUGGACUUCCUCCCUCUGGCAAUCAGUAUUGA
This is a messenger RNA of Pyrus x bretschneideri (Chinese white pear), 342 nucleotides long. Its product is annotated as glutamic acid-rich protein-like. Lineage: Eukaryota; Viridiplantae; Streptophyta; Magnoliopsida; Rosales; Rosaceae. The record is from RefSeq and is a predicted model, not a curated record. The transcript is spliced from 2 exons. Bases 1 to 342 code for a protein of 113 amino acids.